UCAAGACACUCCUUUUGUUUUUCAUUUUCAUUUUUUCUUGUAAUAAUUUCCCGGCAAGCAGGAGUAUUUAAGGAAAGAAAGGAAGAGAAAGCUUCUAGCCUUUUCAAACAUUUCCCCCAUUAGAGAGUGAGAGAUCUCCUGCUUCCAAGAAAACCCUAGAAAGAGGGAAAGAGAUCUACUUUGGAAAUCGGGUGGGGUUGGAGAAGAAGGGGAUCGAUUGAUCGAUCUAGGCCGUCCGUUCGGCUCUUUUGCUUUGUUUUUUUGUUUUGUUUUUUCAUUUUUCUGAUGGAGGACGGGCAGAAAGAGGAUCAUCACAGCAGCGAGAGCGGAGGCGAUUUCACGUCGGAGGAUGAGGGGACGGAAGAUUACAGGAGGGGAGGGUACCAUGCUGUCCGGAUCGGUGAUUCUUUCAAGGGUGGGGCCUACAUCGUCCAGAGCAAGCUCGGCUGGGGCCAUUUCUCCACCGUCUGGCUCGCUUGGGACACUCAGAACAACCGAUAUGUUGCUCUGAAAGUCCAAAAGAGCGCUCAGCAUUACACUGAAGCGGCCAUGGAUGAGAUCACCAUUCUCAAACAAAUUGCGGAGGGAGAUCUGGAAGACAAGAAGUGUGUGGUGAAGCUGUUGGACCAUUUCAAGCAUUCAGGCCCGAAUGGGCAGCAUGUCUGUAUGGUUUUCGAGUACCUGGGAGACAAUCUCUUGACGCUUAUCAAGUACUCCGAUUACCGUGGGAUGCCUCUCCAUAUGGUUAAGGAGAUCUGCUUCCAUAUUCUAGUUGGUUUGGAUUACUUGCAUCGAGAGCUUUCAAUCAUACACACGGAUCUGAAGCCGGAGAACAUCCUCCUCCUUUCUACAAUUGACCCUGCCAAAGACCCAAGGAAGUCUGGUGCUACCCUUGUCCUCAUGAACAACAAGGACAAAUCCAUUUUUGAAUCUGGAGUACCAAAAGACGUCAAGAGCUCCAAUGGGGAUUUAACAAGGAGCCAGAAAAAAAAGAUCCGAAGAAAGGCAAAACGAGCAGCACAAGGUUGUGCAGGGAAGGCAGUUGCCGAGGAAUCUGAAUCCGAUCCCACAAAUCUAAUAGUAGAUUCUGCUGAAGCUUCGGAAGACCAACAUGAUGGUUCCACUAGCAAAAACAACUCAACUAAUUCUGAUGAGAUGAAAGAUGAUCGGCAUGGGAAUCAGAGUAAUCGGAGGGGGAGCAGAUCCACGAGGCAGAAGCUGUUGACGUCAGUGGACCUCAAGUGCAAAUUAGUCGACUUUGGUAAUGCCUGUUGGACAUACAAACAGUUCACGAGUGACAUCCAGACGAGGCAGUACAGGUGUCCAGAGGUUCUUCUUGGAUCUAAAUACUCUACCUCGGCAGACCUAUGGUCCUUUGCUUGCAUUUGUUUUGAGCUUGCAACUGGUGACGUUCUGUUUGACCCUCACAGCGGCGAUAAUUUUGAUCGGGAUGAGGACCACUUGGCACUGAUGAUGGAGCUUCUCGGGAUGAUGCCUCGGAAAAUUGCCUUGGGUGGCAGAUAUUCGCGUGACUUCUUCAACAGAUAUGGGGAUUUGAGACACAUCCGCCGUUUACGUUUCUGGCCACUAAACAAAGUGCUCAUGGAGAAGUAUGAUUUCAGCGAGCAAGAUGCGACCGAGAUGGCUGACUUCCUGGUCCCCAUUCUGGAUUUUGUUCCAGAGAAGCGGCCAUCAGCAGCCCAAUGCCUCAACCAUCCAUGGAUAAACAGUGCCAGAACUCAACUUCUAGAACCUUCACCUCCGGAUCAAACCCAAGCUGCCGUGGAUGGUGCGACUACUACUGCAGAGAAGAAGAAAAAGGAGACGGAUGAGAGGGAGGCAAUGGAAUUGGGAGUGGGGAACAUUGCCAUUGAUGGAGUGUCCAAAUCUGUAAAAGAUCCUCAACCUAGCACCAAACCUGUUAAGGUUGCCGCCAUCAAGCCCUCUAGGUAGUAGUAGUGGUGCCUUUGCUUCAACACUUGCAUUUCUCCUGCACAUAUGCCCUUUUCAGCAGCGGCCAAGGGUUAUUGCUUUCCCCCCUCUGAUUUGAGGUCAUUGACAUGAAGUGGGUUGGAAGGAGGGCAUACUUGCCAUGUAUUGAACUGAAACAGUGGCUAAAACAGGUUAUAUAUAUGGCUUGUGGUAGUAUACUGUUCACAACCAUUUUGUCAAAGAGCAUUUUUCCAUUGGGACUGUUCGCAACUCCUGGCCUUGGACUUCAUUCAUUUCUGCUUAAAUUUGUUUUUGUUUUUGUGUUUUUUUGUAGGCAUUGUUGUUGGUUGUUGUUGUUGUUGUUGUUGACUUGUUGUACAGUUCUCUUAAUCUUGUUUGUUGCUUGUGGAAUUCAUACAUGGCACUUCUCAAUUAAUCUUGAAGUGUUUUUGCA
Magnolia sinica is the source of this 2386-nucleotide messenger RNA. RefSeq lists its product as uncharacterized. Gene Ontology annotation, biological process: protein phosphorylation; spliceosomal complex assembly; regulation of mRNA processing. Bases 286 to 1953 code for a protein of 555 amino acids. The transcript has 4 exons. NCBI's taxonomy places the organism in Eukaryota, Viridiplantae, Streptophyta, Magnoliopsida, Magnoliales, Magnoliaceae. Gene Ontology annotation, molecular function: protein kinase activity; ATP binding. The record is from RefSeq and is a predicted model, not a curated record.